Vitrella brassicaformis is the source of this 1422-nucleotide messenger RNA. The record is from the annotation of a GenBank genome assembly. NCBI's taxonomy places the organism in Eukaryota, Vitrellaceae.
GAAUGUCUCUGUGCGCACCCCUGCGCAUGCACAUAUAAUGAAUGUCUGUGUGCGCACACCAUACACAACACAACACACAGAUGACAACGCAUCUGCCUCGCCCCUUCUUCCCCCCUCCCUCUCUUCCCUGUCCCAUCUUACCUGUGUCAGGUCGGCACGAGCUGGUUGCCCCACACGGCCCGCCAGUGGCUGUGCUGCAGCUCAUCGUGUCCCAGUAGCUCUUGCUGUAGUAGAGGGAGGGGGGAGCGGGGAACGCAGGGUGACGGUGCUCCAACAUCCUUGCCUCGGACCAACACGGCGAAAUCCCACGGCGUCUUGCCCUGUUGUCAUGACAUGAGAUGAGAUGAGAUGAGCACUCAACCCAUCGAUGAUGUGAAUGUCUGUGUGCACUCACGUCGUUGUUUUUGAUGUCCAGCAGAGCACCGCCGCCCCACUCGAGCCUUUGAGAAUGGCACAGAGAGACAGAGAGUGUGUAAGAUGUUCGCAUCAGUCAUUCAUCAGUGUCGCCCACAGCUGAGACACAGCGACAGAUUGGCCCCUGUCCGCAGCCACAUGGAGUGCCGUCAUGCCGUGCUGUGUGUGUCAUGCACACAAAGAAAGGCAAUCAAACAUGUCAGAGUUACGUUCAUUGUCUCCCGGCCUUCUGUGUGACCUGGUCCUUUUGUGUGAGGCAGCCCUUCCCGCCUUUGGCAUACAGUGCCCUCAGCACAUCCACAUGACCACCCGAGGCAGCAAAUAUGAAUGGUGUGGUACCGAACUACAAUCAUGACACACAAAAUCAAUCGACACACUGAGGCGUCAGAGACAUGUGUGUGUGCUCUCUUACCUUGCUGCGUGCAUCGAGCAGUUUGGGAUCCCACUUCAGCAGCUGAUUAACGACCGCAAGAUGGCCAUUCCAGGCAGCGAAGUGCAUUGCAGUCCAACCAGUAUGCAUUCCAUCACACCCAACACACAUCUCCUCAUCACCAACUGCAGCACAAGAUGAUUUGUCUGUGAUAGUACGUCGUUUGUUUGCUGCAGUACGUCAGGUUUGCUCUCAUACAUGACCGACAUGACGCCUACGUGACCCUGACGGGCAGCCAUGAUGGAUUGGAAGAGCUGUUGGUGCGUGUGUAUGGCCUCCAUCCAGCUGGCGGUGAACAGGUGCGGCUCCUUGAUGUGCUGCAGGUCGUCGGGGCCGCCCUGCUGCACAGGCAGCAUCAGACGCAUGAACCGCUCGCGGAGAGGGCCCGUCGACACAGACAACGCAGACAGGCCUGAGCGCACAGCACAACACCCAGCUCUCUUUGUAUGUAUGGAUGACGCUAUUUGACCUUCUUUCGGUCCUGGUCGCGAUGGCUCGACGGCCAGCUGCUGCUCCCUCUCCCUUCUGUCCUCCGCAGGAGGGCUGUAUGGCUGCUGGGGCAUCGUUCCACGCUGCAU